Molecule: messenger RNA, 9558 nt
Organism: Darwinula stevensoni
Lineage: Eukaryota; Metazoa; Arthropoda; Ostracoda; Podocopida; Darwinulidae
Source: the annotation of a GenBank genome assembly
AUGCAUCUGAAGAAACUGUACUGUGAAUUCUCUCAUCCUUCCCAUCAUCUUUCUGAUAAAGAGCGGGAGGACAAAAUGUAUAAUAUGCUGCCACUUUUCAACAAGACCUUCAGUGCAUGCCCAUCUACAAGCCUCACUGAGAAAUUUCCUGACCGAUUGUCCUUCACCCAGCAAAUCUCCAAACUCAUGGUCAAUGAGAUCAAAAAGAGAGCUGCACAUCAGUCAACAGAAGCAGCAAGCAAGGAUAUAGUAAAAUUCUUGGAAAUAGAGAAUUCUGAAGAAUCUAGCAGAGGUUGGAUGCUUCUCACAGCAAUAAACAUCUUGGCAGCCGGGGCAAGUCCUAAUGCAGAGUUCAGUCCUGAGGAAAGGAGGCUUUUGCUCCAGAAAGUCUUUGUUGAGGUAUUGGUGAAGCUCUGCAGUCAUCUUGCACCAGCAGAGGAACUGGCUCGCAAGGAUGAUCUAUCUCUCCUAUUUGGUGCCAUUACCAGUUCAUGCCCACCACAUAACACUGGCUGGAGGAAGAGUGCCACUGAAGUCUUGAUGACCCUCUCAAGACAUGGUCUCAAUGAGAGAGUCAUUAACUAUAUACACUUCAAAGGCUGUGUGGCACUGUGCUUGGAGAACAUGCAGCGAGUUCAAGAGUUGUCACCAUUGGAAAUAGUCGAAAUGUUUGUCACUCUCUUCUGCUUCCUGAAGGACUCUAGUGAGGUCUCUCAGACUUUGCUGGAUGACUUUCGCAAUUGCCAUGGAUAUGCCUACUUGUCUGACUUCUUACUCAGGCAUGAUGCUGUGUUUCGAGAUGUGUAUCGAGAGGUUGGUCUCCUGGAAGUGAUGGUUGGCUGCUUGGAAAAGUUUUCAUCUUUGAUCAAGCAAAAAUCAGAGAAUCCAGAACCAGGAAAUGAGCUGGAGAAAGACCAAGAAACCUUUGGCUUCAUGAUCAUGGAGACAUUAGACAUCUUGGUCUCUAGCUCAGCAAGCAAUGCAGGAGUUUUCAAGGAGAGUGGUGGCGCCCGAUGCAUUCAUUCCAUGAUUCCUUUUGAAGAAUGUCGAACUCCAGCCCUUGGUAUUAUAAAGCAGUUAGUUUUCUGCACUGGUGCUGAAGAUGAUUUUGCAACCCUAUUGGGAUUCAUGCAUUCUGCUCCAAAAAGCUCCUUGAAGCUAAAAAUUGACAUACUACAGGCGGUGCUGCAUUGUCUGAGAGAUAGUCAUCGGACUCGAACAAUUUUUCGAAGAGUCAAUGGAUUCGUGUAUGUCCUUCAUGUACUGGUAUCAAUGGAAGGUUCCCUUCGUGAGAAUCCACCAUCUCCUUGGGAUGCUGCUGACAGAGAUGAGGUCUGGACAGCGAUUCACUGUGUUUUCAAUACCCUCACCAUUGCCAUGAGGUUUGAGCCUGGCAAUGCAAAGUUUUUCCAUCAUGAGAUGUGUUAUUCAAGCUUCUGUCGGACACUGAGGCUUCUUGGGUGUUUCUCAAGUGAUGAAAUCCUUGGGAUACCCACAGUCUCCCUUCCUUCUAACUAUGAUGCAACAUUCCAGCCUGUGUUCAUCUCAUACCCCUCUCAAGCAAGUCUUCUGAAGGGCAUUCCUGCUUCUCUGUGUUAUGCCUGCUGGAUUCUCCGUCUUCUGUAUGAGAUGGCACUGGAUUCCUUUGACAAACCAGACCUCCUGGCUGCCCUGGCUCCUAAACCAUCCACAAAAGCGACAUUAUCAGUUGAUGAUGAAAAAAUGGAUGAACCUCUACCAAGCCCCAAGAAGCCACCACCUGGGGGUUUGAAUCUCUCUGCACCACUACCUGAUCCUCUGAUUGUCCAUCCAGGAGUAGUAGUGACCAUGCUUCACCUCCUGCCUUCCUUGCAACAUGAACAUGAAUAUCAGCUGGCCUUGGGACUUCAAGUGUACUGUGGAGAGUUGCUGAAAAGUCUAAUGAGGACAGAGCGGAAUCAGCAGGUGAUGUGUGAUGCAGGUUUCUCCUAUGAGCUAUUAUCAAAGUGCAGUCAAGCCUUGGAAGAUGAAAGCCAUGUGCUCCACCCUGUCAUCCAGUACAUGCUAGAGAGAUUGGCUGCUCAAACCUUGGAGCCUAAUGAUCUCAGGAUGUUCCUACGGUUAAACUCCCCACUAUGUUGUGAUGACAAACAAGGUGUGAAGACAGUGAAGUCAGAAGAAGUUAUUCCAUUGACUCGAGUGAAAACCCUUGUUUCGAUGACAACUCCCAAAGAUUGUAGAAUGGGUGGCUCCUCCAUCACUCCUCCAUUUGUGGAAUUUGACAUGAGCAUAGAAGGCUUUGGAUGCUUGUUUCUUCCAAGUCUUGCCCCACAAACGGUGUCUGCUCCAUCUGUUGUUGGAGUUGGAAGUCCUAAUGCUGCCCUCAUUGGUGGCAUAGGCACAGGAGACCGGAUCUUCCCUCCACAGACAGGGUUGUCCUUUUCAACAUGGAUCUGCAUUGACAAGUAUUCUGAUCCUAGAUCAGACCCUCACUGUGUACGAUUGUUGACAAUUGUACGAACAUCACAAGGAAAGGAACAGUUAAUUUGUCUCAAUGUCAUUCUUGCUGCACGGGAUAAGGCUGUGAUAGUUUCAACAUUUGAGAAGUCACUUCCUCAACCUGGUCAGUCCCAGAUUGAUUGGGAACCAGAUGUUGUUGGUGACUGGGGAGUACGAGAAUGGUGUCCAAACCUCCUGUACGAAGGGCAGUGGCACCACAUUGUGGUAGUUCUCAAUCGUGCUGUCCUCAAAAAUUCUUCCUUCAGCCUCUUUGUUGACGGAGAACACAUCACUUCAAAAAAACUUCACUACAUACCUCAGAAUCCAGGAGGGGGGUCAGCAACAUUGAGUAUUGCCUCUGCAGUCUAUGCCUACAUUGGUACACCACCUCACUAUAGACGUCAGAGUCGGCUCUUGUGGAAGCAAGGGCCCAGCCAUCUUAUUGAAGACAUUCUCACUCCUCAUGUUGUACAGGUCAUAUACAAUCUUGGACCUAAUUACAUGGGAAGUCUUCAAGCACCAGAACUUUUUGGUAUAGAGCCAAUGCAACCUCUGGUCAGUGAGGACAAGGUCAUCUUUGGCCUGAAUGCCCUUGCUAUGUCUCAGUUGACAUUAUCCAGGAUUAGAAAAGUCUACAGUCGUGUGGAUUCCAGGAGCAUUGCCAAGCAACUUGGGAUGUCAACUCAUGAUAAUGCUACGCCAGUCAGAGUCCUUCAUAAUUCAUCAGGCCACCUAAAUGGUCCAGCUCGUUCCCUUGGUGGAGUUGUCAUAGGCUACUUGGGUGUGCGGGUGUUUUGUCCACGACCAGUGGCCCGCAUGAUUGAGAAUGUGGGAGGAUGCCCUGUUCUCCUAGGGUUGGUAGCAGCAGCAAGGAAUGUUGAAAGCCUAUAUGCAGCAGUCAAAGCUCUUGUCUGUGUUGUCCGAAGCAAUAAGAAUCUCGUCAUUGAAAUGGACCGUAUUAAAGGAUAUCAGAUCUUGAGCUUUCUUUUGUGGAAGAAGCGAUCACUCCUGAACAGCCACAUCCUUCACCUUGCAUUCAGUCUUGUGGGGACAGUAGACAGUGGUCGGGAAACCCCAUCAAUCCCAAACAUCUCAGCCUUCAAGGAUUUAUUGGCUGAUAUUGAGAUGUGGCAUGAGGCACCAGCUGACUUGGAAAAAUCACUCUACGAACACUUCCUGGAGUUGCUGAGGGAAUCCUCCGAGCAUAGAAACUGGAAGGUGCUGACAGACUGUGGCAUUGUCCAGAGACUGCUCCGGGUUUUAUAUCAAAGUCAUGCAUCUUUGCCUGAGACUACUCAACACGUCACUUAUGCUCUUCUUGCUUCUCUUUUCUUUGGCCAGUUUGUGGUUGCCACACUACCCAUUUUCUCAGUGAGUGAGAGCCACUUGAACCUGAGUGAAGAGAUCCAAAGGAUGCAAGAAGAAAAAGAAGAUAGCAGUUGCUCAAGUGUGAUAUCUGCACAAAAUGUCCUCUUGAGAAACAAAUGCCUCUACAUCCUCUAUGGACUUAUUCUUUCUGGCAAAGGCCUGAAUCUCCUCUUCAGCGAGGAGGUUAUUAGGGUUCUGGGCUUCGACUGGAUUCUGCUGUUCUUGCAAGGACACCUUCAUAGUUCUACAGUAACACUCUGUCUUCGAAUCCUCACGGCUCUUCUGAGUGAUCCAAAUCUUCUCCAAAAAUUCAGAGAAGCUUCCUGCAAUGGGAGUUGGCUCAACGACACAGAGCCCAUCGUGGAGAAUCGUGUUGGAGUCCUCCUUGGUUUCAAUGUUGGAUUGCACACCUUGCGAUUGAGUGGCCCACGAGAAAUAAAAGAAGAAGCCUUCUCUGUGCCUGGAUUCCAGAUGUUGAACUGGCUCAUGCCCAAGCAUAUCCUCAUCAGAGAAUCUUACUAUUUCAUGUGUGCUAUCAUUCUUGGACUUCCCAUUCGAAUACUUCCUCCAAUUGAAAAAUUUGGGUUGGAAUCCUUGUGGAUGUUCCUGUUUGGGAGUGGUGGCAAUCCUGUAAAUAAUCUCAACAACAUGGUGAACAUCUGCCCUGAUGCUAUAAUCACAUCUCUGCACAUGCUGCGAACUCUUCUCAAUCCUCCUGCAAACAUGGAAUCAAUUGACUGGGUGCAGGACUGUCCUACAGCACUUAUCCAGUUCCUCAUGUACCUCUAUCACAAUGUGCCAGAAUUCAUGCAUGCAUUUCUUUCAACGGACAUCCUUGCAGCUCUCACUUCCACUGUCUUCCCCUUUCAGUAUUCUGCACCCAAUAGUAGCAGCACACCUCUGGAAGAAAUCAAGGAAAUGCCUGACUCUGUCUUCAAAGCUAGUGUAGAGGUUGUGAAGGAAAAGGAAAGUGGUUUGUCCACCCACAUUGCCAAGAAGUAUGUGAUGGAUUUCCUGAGAAUGGCUGUGUUGGACUCUCUGUCCCUCCCCAUGCCAGGGAAGGGUCCACCAGUAAUAGAUAUGAUCCUGGAAACUUUCCCCAAUGCAGUAAAUCAUCAACACCUGAGCCGAUUCCAAACUGACCUCCUUGGUUCUCUGAUGGACCAUUUAGUUGCAGUGGAUGUGUUAGCUGAUGAUGGUGCUGGUUUGCCCUUGCCUGCAGGUGGCAGCCCUUCCCAUGUCACAAACAGUGUCUUCUAUCUUGCUGCUAGGCUGGUUGACAAGCUUUGGCAAGGCCUUUUUACCAAGGAUGCUCAAGAAGUGUUUGAUUUUUUGAUCAAGAUCAUCUCCCAAGCUAAGAAACGGAAUGCAGGUAUCUCUUUGGAGAGCAUCUUCCACUCUUUAAAUCGCACUGUUCUCUAUCUCCUCUCUCGACCUUCCAACCAGCUCAGUGGUCAAAUGGUGAUUCUUGAAACCAUGUACAAGCUGACACUGCAUCGAAAUAUUGUGUUUGGGGCUGGCAAUCAUGAAUUGGAAUUCGUUGGGUGCCUCAUUUACUGUCUUCUCCAGUUAACAGAGGUGAUGGAGGUGAGAACCAGUGCAAAGACAAAGACCACUUGGCAUGUGAAUCCAAGUCUGGAUGACUUAAGAAGUCAAGAGGGCCAUCAGACAAUGAUUGAGGCUACCAAUCGAGUGUGGGAAGAACUGUAUGUCUGCAAAAAGCCAGCCAUUGAGGAAGUGUUUCGUGUCAGCUUUCCAUGGCACAGCAAGACCCCUGAUCUCCAAUCUGUCCGAGACUUGGUUUUUGAAGCUGCUUCAAAAGUAUGGAUUGCAUAUGUUGAGUCAGAGAGGAAAAAGUCCUACAAGGCUCCAUUUGAACUCCAUACACAGAUUCAAAGCAAGCUUCAGAAAGUGACGGGGGGUCUUUCAAGACUUGCUAGUCGAACAAAAUCAAAAAGAGAAGAUACCAUUAAGGUGCGGUUUUCAAAUGCCUCCAGUUUGGAUGUUCAAAGUUGGGUCUUCAACCACAUUUCAAUUGUGCGAGACUUGGUGGAGUUUAAGCAGAAGCAGUUGCAACUGAGUCGACAGCACAUGCAAAAGUAUGUACUGGAUGACUGGCAAAGAAUGGAAAAAGAGGUGACAAGAGAGAGGGGACUAUGGGGUCCAAUGAAUCCCAAUCCUUUGAAUAAGUGGCAACUGGAUAUGACGGAAGGACCUUGUCGGAUGAGAAAGAAGCUGAUUGAGAAUGAUCUCUUCUACAUCCAUUAUCCUUAUCAGUCAGACAUGGAUCAGGAUGAUAAUAGAUUGAUAAAAUACAAGGUUCCAACUAGCAGUCACAGCAAGCUUUUCUAUCUGAAGUCCAAGCCUCAAGAGUUAUGUGAGCCUGAGGGGGAAAUUACAGAGAAGAGUCCAGAAGGGGAUAAGCCACUCCAAUCUCCAAGUGCAAAGGAAGAAUCAAAUGUAGAGACAGAUGACAGUAAAAAUGAAGCCUUCCAGGGGCUUCAGGGAAUUCGUCCUGGAGUGAGCAGGACUCUGACAGAAUGGGAGGAUGACCAAGAGACUUCCACACCUGAAGCUGGUGAUGUCUGCAUUGAAGGUCAGACACCUAUGCCAGAAGAGAAAGACAAUCCUGAUAAUCAGAGUGUUCUGCGCCUUCUUGAGAGAGGUGAAAAAAUUAGUCACAUGUUUCGAUGUGCCCGAAUUCAAGGUUUGGAGACUGUGGAAGGGCUCAUCCUAUUUGGAAAAGAACACUACUACUUUGUUGAAGGAUUCACUCUGCUCCGGACACGAGAAAUCCGUGCUAUAGAUCAUUUGCCUUCCAGCCUUCAUGAUCCCAUUGUUCCUAGUGCAACAAACAUCAACCAGCCCUUGUUUGGAACUAGACAGUGCUCCAAGUUCUCAUAUGAAGAUAUCAAAGAGGUUCACAAGAGAAGAUACCUCCUCUUGCCUAUUGCCCUUGAAAUGUUCUCUGCAGAUGGCAGAAAUUCCCUUCUGGCAUUUCCUCGGGGGGUCAGGAACAAAGUUUACCAAAAGUGCAUGUCUGUAGCUACAGAUCUGUCAGAUGAUGCCCAACAAUCUGUUGCAGGACAGAAAAGAGGUGCUAACAUUGAACAAAGUGCUGGACUUUUCUCUACACUCAUUGGUGAGACAUCUGUGACACAGAGAUGGGUUAGAGGAGAAAUUAGCAACUUCCAAUAUCUCAUGCACUUGAAUACCCUGGCUGGUAGAUCAUACAAUGAUUUGAUGCAGUAUCCAGUUUUCCCAUGGGUCCUUGCUGACUAUGAAAGUGAUCUCCUUGACCUAACUGAUUCUAAGACAUUUAGGGAUCUUUCUAAGCCCAUGGGUGCUCAGAGCACUGAACGUUUGGAACAGUUCAGGAAGAGGUAUCGAGAAUGGGAUGAUCCAAAUGGAGAAACACCGCCUUAUCAUUAUGGGACCCAUUAUUCAUCUGCCAUGAUUGUUUGCUCAUAUCUUGUCAGAAUGGAACCCUUCACACAACAUUUUCUUCGCCUUCAGGGAGGACACUUUGACCUGGCUGACCGAAUGUUUCACAGUAUCAAAGAAGGUUGGCUUUCUGCUUCCAAGCAUAAUAUGGCUGAUGUGAAGGAACUCAUUCCAGAAUUCUUCUAUCUGCCAGAAUUCUUGCUUAAUUCGAAUAGGUUUGAUCUUGGAGCAAAACAGAGUGGUGUGCAACUGGACGAUGUGGUUUUACCUCCUUGGGCAAAAGGAGAUCCAAGGGAAUUCAUUCGCAUGCACAGGCUGGCCCUGGAAUGUGAUUAUGUCUCUCAGCAUCUUCACCUUUGGAUUGAUCUCAUCUUUGGUUUUAAACAGCAAGGGCCACCUGCUGUUGAAGCCACAAAUGUCUUUCAUCAUCUCUUUUAUGAAGGCAAUGUUGAUAUAUAUAGCAUUGACGAUCCCCUUAAAAAGAAUGCAACCAUUGGAUUCAUCAACAAUUUUGGACAAAUACCGAAGCAGUUGUUCAAAAAGCCUCAUCCAUCCAAGAAGGUUCCAGGGAAUCGUGUGUCCAUCAUUGAGCCAGGUCCUGUGACUCCUGGUUUUGGGAUGAGUUCUGGUGACAAGCUGUUCUACCACAAUGUUAGCAAUCUUCGUCCAAGCAUGUCUCCUGUCAAAGAACUGAAGGGAUCUGUUGGUCAGAUCAUUGCCACUGAGAAGAUGAUCCUUGCUGUGGAACAAAACAAGGUCCUAAUACCGCCACACUUCUCACGAUACUAUGCUUGGGGCUUCGCAGACCAGAGUGUCCGCAUUGGAAGUUAUGACUCAGACAAGGCUUCAUUUGUGGUGAAUGUAUGGGACUUCAGCAAGAAACGCAUGGUGCUCAAGAAGAGUUUAUAUGGUCACACUGAAGCUGUGACUGCUGUGGCCUCUAGCCUUGCUUACCAAUUGAUUGUCUCUGGUUCACGAGACCGCACUGCCAUUGUUUGGGACCUUUCAAGGCUCACUUUUGUGCAGCAGUUGAUGGGGCAUAUUGGCCCAGUUGCAGCUGUUGCCAUCAAUGAAUCCUCAGGAGAUAUUGCAACUUGUGCUGGUACCUGUCUUCAUUUAUGGAGCAUCAAUGGUGAUCCUGUUGCAAGUAUUAACACUUCCAUGGGUAGUGGUCUGGAAAAGCCCCAGCAGAUUCUGUGUGUUGGCUUCUCCACACUCAAUGAAUGGGACAGUCAAAAUGUGAUUAUGACAGGUUCCAGUGAUGGCAUUGUCAGGAUGUGGUCUCUAGAAUAUGUCCAGGUGCUUGACAAUACUGAGACAAAGAGUGAGUCUGGCCAAAAUGCUUCAAAUCUCCUGUCUGUCCCUGAGCAUCCAAGUUCAUAUUCUAAAGAGUCCCAAGCUGACUCACUGUCAGAGUUUGAGGUUGAGCAUGGAGAAGAAGUCCAUGAGAGCAAUCCCCCUGCUAAUGACUUUUCCAGGAGCAGUUCAGAGGCAACUUUGUCAGGAGAUGAGGGGAAUGGGUUGGGAGAUCAAGAUGACAACACUGGACAAGGGAGAGACAGUGAAGAGAAGCAGGCAAAGAUUGGAAGUAAUAUGCAUGUUUCUCAACGAUUACAAAGGCAGGAGGCUUUAGAGAGUGUUGGUAGCCAAGGAAGCCCUGACACUUUUAGCACAGAAGAUUUCCAACCAGAGGCCUUCUCUUCUCCCAAUGUCAGUGAGAAUCCCUUGGUGAAAGCCAAAAAUCCAAGCGAGAACAUAUCUGAUGGAACAGAUGCCAUAGGACAAUCCAGUGUGAGACUAAGUAAGAGUGACACCAACAUUUCAGAUUCUUUUGUAGUCAUUUCAGACAGUGAAAUCAAUGAAAUCAAGAAGGAGCAAAAGAGAAGAGAUUCUAUCCUCAGGGAAGGACACAAAUGGGAAUGUCAGCUGAUCUUCAGAAGCAAGUUGACCAUGCACACUGCCUACAAUAGGAAAGAUAAUACAGAGCCAGCUGCUGUAACAGCUCUUGCUGUGUCCAAGGACCACCGAACUGUGUAUGUGGGUGAUGCCAGGGGCCGUGUCUUCAGUUGGUGUGUCACAGAUCAGCCAGGACGUGCUAUGGCUGACCAUUGGACUAAAGAUGAGGUUGUGGAUGUUUGUACUGGGUGCCAUGUGAGAUUCUCCAUCUAUGAGCGCAAGCAUCACUGUCGAAAUUGUGGACAAGUCUUCUGUUCCAGGUAUGAAUUCUAUGUGCUCUUCAGUUAUAUCAAGGCUCAGGGCAUGUCAUAA